GAAAUGAAUUUCUUGCAGGUCUUUGCUGCGAGUCGGACUGCGAACUACAUUUCCCGUGGCUUUCUGCGCGGUUGGGGUUACGUAUGCUGGUCUCUUCACGCAGUCUAUGAUGCGGCAGCGAUAAAUGUGGUCAUUGAACGACAGUAGCCCAGGCACAUUUGCAUGGCCCUCAGGAUUAAGCGGUGCUGCCUGCAUUAAUGGUUGUGCAAUCAUAACACAAGUCUGUGGUUAAACGUCACAGCAGCACAAAGGAGGAGUAGAGGCUGAUAAUGCAGCGCUUCCUAACUCAUGGCGCACGGCUUAUGGCAGCUGCACGCCCAUUAUUGGUGGGUGUCACCAUCCCUGAACCACCAGUAGCAUUUUGUUGCUGUGUCCUCCACCUGUCACUACCACCAUCGACAGGCCGACGCUGGCUGUCAACCUCAGCCUCAAGCAAGGCAGCACAUCAGCCAAAACACCAGCCCCCACAGGAGGAACCACAGUCAAGCUCAAAAUCUCAAGCACAGGAGAUCCAGAAAGGGGAAGCUGGGCCUGAUGCUGUCGAGGUGGAUCCCCUGCAGGACAAGUCCACCGGUCUGGUCCAGAGGUUUAAGAGGACCUUCAAACAGUAUGGGAAGGUGAUGAUCCCUGUACAUCUCAUGACGUCCUCAGUCUGGUUUGGAACCUUCUAUUACGCUGCUAUGAAAGGUGUGAAUGUAGUGCCCUUCCUGGAGAUGAUUGGUCUACCUGAAUCACUAGUUGGCCUUUUGAGAGACUCUUCGAGUGGUUACGCUCUGACUGCGUAUGCCAUGUACAAGAUUGCAACCCCUGCAAGAUAUACGGCAACUCUGGGCGGCACAUCACUAUCUGUUCAGUAUCUCCGCAAGCAAGGCUACUUAUCAACACCACCACCGGUUAAAGAAUACAUCCAGGACAAAAUGGAGGAGACAAAGGAGAAACUGACAGAAAAGAUGGAGGAGACAAAGGAGAGAUUUUCAGAGAAAAUGGAGGAAACAAAAGAACGUUUCUCUGAGAAAAUGGAAGAGACUAAGGACAAGUUUUCUGAAAAACUGCAGGAAACCAAAGAUAGAGUUUCAGAGGGAAAAGCAUUUUUUAGAAAGAAAAGCGAUUAGGGAAAACUGUUUACAGAUGACACCUCUGAAUAAAUUAUCCUAUUUUGAUCCAAACAAAUAAUCAGUAAGCCUUGGGGAAAUAACAGACUGCACUUGUGAGACUGCGUAAAGACUAAUGAGAGUUUGUACUAUCCAUGUCCUAAAGUUUCAUCUCACACAUCUUAGUCAUCAGUUGUCUAUUUAUGUGUCAAAUUCUGUCCUUGUCCAAACUCUGCCACGAUGCACUGUAAAUGUAGACCAGUGGUUCCCAACCUUUUUGGUCUGAGGUACCCCUACAGCCCCGUUGGAGGUCUGUGUAAUUUUAUCAUAUAAGUAAACUGUAAAAAAUAUUAAGGUUGGUUUGGUCAGCAUUCAUACUACUAAUAGCCUACUAAGCUAAUACUUUUACUACUACUUUAGUUAGCUGAAAGUAAUACAUUAGUAUUACUUUCAGCUAACUAUUUUAAACUAUUCUCCAUUAAUUUUAGCUACCUGUUCAAACUUCUCUGCCAGCUUGCGAACAAGUUUUCACACACUUACAUAAUUGCAACACAGUGUUCAGGUGUUAACUUAAUGCUAAUAUGUUGAUGUUUUCUUUCAAUCAAAUAAUUAUUUCAAAUUAGUUGAGCUACUCUCCAAUCUUUCCAUGUACCUCCUGGAAACUGCAGAAGUACACCUGGUUGGGAAUCAUGCAGCUUAGCAGGAAGGAUUUCCACAGCCUCAAGUGAUCUGGACUGUAAAAAUUUGAGAAGCUGUGUUCUUAUUUCUCUUUACAUAAAUAUAUGAGGGGGAAAAGGAGGUCUGGGCUACAAAGGGUUAAAA
Messenger RNA from Sander lucioperca (pikeperch), 1913 nucleotides. RefSeq lists its product as uncharacterized. Gene Ontology annotation, cellular component: mitochondrion. The record is from RefSeq and is a predicted model, not a curated record. NCBI's taxonomy places the organism in Eukaryota, Metazoa, Chordata, Actinopteri, Perciformes, Percidae. The coding region runs from base 270 to 1112 and encodes 280 amino acids. The transcript has 5 exons.